Messenger RNA from Opisthorchis viverrini, 609 nucleotides. RefSeq lists its product as hypothetical. Bases 1 to 609 code for a protein of 202 amino acids. NCBI's taxonomy places the organism in Eukaryota, Metazoa, Platyhelminthes, Trematoda, Opisthorchiida, Opisthorchiidae. The record is from RefSeq and is a predicted model, not a curated record. The transcript is spliced from 6 exons.
AUGUGCCAGUUAACCGAAUUUCUCGAAAAGUGUUUUGUACAAGGAUGGGAGCGAGCUAGAGGAGGUCAAACAGUGACUCAGCAACGAAGUAUGGAAUGCAUUACCAGCAAACUCAGCGGAUCUGAUAGAUCACGUUUCAAUAAGAAUGCUAAGCAACUUGGUGUCAAAGUGAGAUGGCCCAUGAGGUUAGAGUGCGAAUUUACUGACCGGAAGGUCCAUGUUUCGAACCCGAUCUCUGUCUCUCGACUUCCCUUGUCUAGGUUUGGGCAAUCUGGUAGUAUUCCAGCCCUCAUGCGUCCUUCUGCCUUAAACUCUCCUCUCUUUAUUGGUUCUGUGUUUGACAAUGUCCGCACGAAAAAAACAGAUAGGCGGCGGUUCCCGUAUACACUGAAAAAACCUUUGUCCAGACUGAACAAAGUAAUUUCACACAAAGGUGAGACUCACCUGAAAGUACUCGCUUUCAUAAAGCAACAUCCAGCGACGAUUAAAGCUACAGGUUGCCCGUUGCUGAAAAUGCAUCGACAGCCCACGACCGUUUUCGCCCUUCUUGAGCCCCAAGGAAGGCGAAACCGGUCGUGGGCUGUCGAUGGAUUUUCAGCAACCUUAUGA